Molecule: messenger RNA, 1900 nt
Organism: Andrographis paniculata
Lineage: Eukaryota; Viridiplantae; Streptophyta; Magnoliopsida; Lamiales; Acanthaceae
Product: putative E3 ubiquitin-protein ligase XBAT34
Exons: 10
Coding region: 463-1632 (389 amino acids)
Molecular function (GO): protein binding
Source: RefSeq, a predicted model, not a curated record
UUCGACAUCACCCACACCCACCCACAAACUAUUCUUCCUUUCUUCUUCUCCUUCAUCAAUUACCUAUACACGUACUUGUACGCAUUCUUCUUACGCGAAUUGGGGCUGAGGGAGAUAUCAACCAAUCUAUAAACCGAAUGGGGCUGCAGCAAUCCAAGGAAGAAGUGUUGUAUGAGCAAGUCACUUGUGGAAACAUCGAAAGCAUCAGAGCUCUUCGAAGCGAAGGUGCUGGCCUUGAGUGGAAUGAUAAUGAAGGGAAGACUCCACUGGCGGUAGCAUGCAUGUCGCCUCGGCUUUAUACUGCUGCACAAACUUUGAUCGAGUUGGGUGCCAAUGUCAAUGCUUACUGUCCUGAGUUACCUUUGCCAAGUACUUGUGCUGGCGUUCUGCAGUGUUCCACUAUCCUGAGUUCAUUUUUUGAAAGGUCACUUUGGCGGGACUCCGCUGCAUCAUGCUGCAAGAAUGGGUAAUGAGCAUACUGUCAAGCUGCUGCUUCGACAUGGAGCAAAUGCAUUAGUAAUGAACGAUGAUUUUCAAACACCUCUAGACAUUGCUAGAGCCAAAGGCUAUGGUAGUAUUGUCCGAGCAAUUGAGGGAAAUGUGUGCUUAUUUUCUGGGUGGCUGAGAGAAAUUUAUGGGCCAGGAUUUGUUGAACUUCUGGCUCCUCACUUGUUGUCAAGAAGGGUAUGGGCCGUUGUUUUGCCAUGUGGUUCUCGGAAGCUUCGGAAACCUUUCAGGUUGGAGCUUGCAAUGUAUUCAGAUGUACAGGAUGCCCAACCACGCACGAUUGUUCCAUUAUGGAAGGCCAAUCUAGAAGAACCAAAUUUUAACCAGCCUGAUCUGGAGGUUAUCAUAUCAGAUAUUUCAAGAAUACCGAGGCGCUGGAAGAGGAGACGGGCCAUAAGAUCUUCCCAAGAGUCCAGAAGUACACACAUUAAAUUUGUACCUGUGCAAGGAAGCGAGACACUGCAAUUGCAACGUUUCUCGAAUGCCUGUAAAGGAAUUCCACAGGCGGUGCAACCAUCAUUUCCAUCCGACUUUCCUGUCCCUACUGCUCCUGCAAACGCGCCAUCAGCUCCCAAUGAUGACUCACAUCCAUCCGCCUUACACGAAAGAUCCCCAACACAUAUGGAUGCAUCAACAAGUUUAGCCUACUCGACAAAUAAUUGUUGUCGUAAAGAGACCUUCAUCAGUGGCGCCUUUAAUACCCACACACCAAAUGGAAGCGUAGUCGAGUCUCAGAUAUCCAGUCCAUCUAACAAUCCACCUCAACCCUUCCAAAUCCCUUCGGCCAUCCGAACACCUCGCGAAAAUCCUUGUCAGGUCUUCGCUCCAUCAGCUCCUCCUGCAAAAGGAAACGGCACGGUUCAGUAUCCAUCAAUCGACACAAGUGUGGUUGACAUAUCCUCUCCUCCAGUGGAAGCAAUCCCCGAUUGUGCACAAGACAAGAAAGAUGAUAGUGCAGCCUCGUCUUGCACGAUCUGCCUGGAUGCUCCCAUUGAAGGAGCUUGCAUCCCGUGUGGCCACAUGGUUGGAUGCAUGAUGUGCUUGACCGAAAUCCACGACAAGAAAUGGGGCUGCCCGGUCUGCCGUGCUCCUAUCGAUCGCGUGGUUCGGAUAUAUUCGGGUUAGUAAUGCUGGUAAGAGAGCUGAUUCCCAUUAAGCUUUCUUGAUAUCUGCUUGGUCCUGUUGUGUUGUGCUGUUUGAUAUCUGGUUAAAAGAUGAUUUUAGAAUGUUUUCUAUGGAACAUCAGAGGAUUAGUAGUUUGGCAAAUCCUAUGUUAAGACACAUAUAUUAUAUAUAUCGAGAGAGAGAGCUUCACUAUAAAUUAUUAUUUAAUAAUCAUGUUAUUUAUUAUAAACAUGAGUUUUUAAAUGAUUAUUUGUAGUAAACUUGAGUA